CUCUCGGCCCUCCCUCCUCCCGCCCACCCUUUCCCUCCCCCAGUGUCUCCAGCCUCCGCGCCCCAGGAGCUCCGCGACAGCUACCAGGAGUAUGGAGUUUCUGAGCGAGAAGUUUGCCUUGAAGAGCCCACCGAGUAAAAACAGUGACUUUUACAUGGGCGCAGGAGGCGCGUUGGAGCAUGUUAUGCAGACACUGGACAAUGAGUCCUUUUACAGCAAAGCAUCGGCAGGCAAAUGCGUGCAGGCCUUCGGGCCCCUGCCCCGCGCGGAGCAUCACGUGCGCCUGGAAAGGACCUCACCCUGUCAGGACAGCAGCGUGAACUAUGGGAUCACUAAAGUAGAAGGACAGCCUCUUCACACAGAACUAAACAGAGCAAUGGACAACUGCAACAGUCUCCGGAUGUCUCCCGUGAAAGGGAUGCAAGAGAAGGGAGAACUGGAUGAACUUGGGGAUAAAUGUGACAGCAAUGUAUCCAGCAGUAAGAAGCGGAGACACCGAACCACCUUCACCAGCUUGCAGCUGGAGGAGCUGGAGAAGGUCUUUCAGAAAACCCAUUAUCCAGAUGUGUACGUCAGAGAACAGCUUGCUCUGAGGACAGAGCUCACUGAGGCUAGGGUCCAGGUUUGGUUUCAAAAUCGAAGGGCCAAGUGGAGGAAAAGAGAACGUUAUGGCCAAAUACAACAAGCCAAAAGCCAUUUUGCUGCCACCUAUGAUAUAUCAGUUUUGCCAAGGACUGACAGCUAUCCACAGAUUCAGAACAAUUUGUGGGCAGGAAAUGCAAGCGGUGGCUCUGUGGUCACUUCAUGCAUGGUACCACGUGACACUUCCUCCUGUAUGACACCUUAUUCUCACUCGCCUCGGACUGAUUCCAGUUACACGGGGUUUUCAAACCACCAGAACCAGUUCAGCCAUGUGCCCCUCAACAAUUUUUUCACUGACUCUCUUCUUACCGGGGCUACCAAUGGACAUGCAUUUGAAACAAAGCCAGAGUUUGAAAGGAGGUCUUCCAGUAUCGCAGUCCUACGAAUGAAAGCCAAGGAGCACACUGCCAAUAUUUCAUGGGCCAUGUAACAUACAGUACUCUUAUUUUUCUUUAAAUGGAAAAGUAAAACAUUCUUAUUUCUCAUAUUUAAAGGAUACCACAAUAAGCUGCUGUGUGUGGAAUUGCUAACAUAACGGU
Molecule: messenger RNA, 1181 nt
Organism: Pteronotus mesoamericanus
Lineage: Eukaryota; Metazoa; Chordata; Mammalia; Chiroptera; Mormoopidae
Gene: ALX1
Product: ALX homeobox 1
Exons: 4
Coding region: 92-1072 (326 amino acids)
Biological process (GO): embryonic skeletal system morphogenesis; positive regulation of transcription by RNA polymerase II; negative regulation of DNA-templated transcription
Molecular function (GO): DNA-binding transcription activator activity, RNA polymerase II-specific; RNA polymerase II transcription regulatory region sequence-specific DNA binding
Source: RefSeq, a predicted model, not a curated record